Megalops cyprinoides (Indo-Pacific tarpon) is the source of this 1736-nucleotide messenger RNA. Its product is annotated as metallophosphoesterase domain-containing protein 1-like. The coding region runs from base 327 to 1247 and encodes 306 amino acids. The record is from RefSeq and is a predicted model, not a curated record. Gene Ontology annotation, molecular function: hydrolase activity. The transcript is spliced from 7 exons. NCBI's taxonomy places the organism in Eukaryota, Metazoa, Chordata, Actinopteri, Elopiformes, Megalopidae.
GGGAGUGUCUCAGACUCCCGAACGUCUGCGAGCGUGAGCGCACUCAGCCGCACCGAUUCACAAACGGCGCUGUCUCUUAACGGAGAGGCGUGCAAGGUGCUCCUCUGUGAAGGCUCGAUCCGAGAUUCUCCAACAGCUUCCGAAGAGCCAGGUGUGUGACGGGGGAGCAGCAGAGGCGAGGGAUGGAGGGGAGGGACGCUCGCUGUGUGCGUCCGUAGGGAGGGUGAGCGGGGAGUCAGCCAGUGAAGACGCCGUGGUCCUCAGAGACACGCCCCUCCCGCCUCGCGCCCCCUCCCAGCUCCGCCCCACCCGCUCUGCCCGGAGCGAUGGCCUUCACCCUGUCGGAGAUCAUGGCCGCCCGCCGGCAGCAGCAGCAGCAGCGCGGGGCCAGAGUGGCGGUGGAGGUGGACGAGUACAGCGCCAACCCCACCCAGGCCUUCACCUUCUACAACAUCAACCAGGGCCGCUUCCAGCCCCCACACGUGCACAUGGUGGACCCCCUGCCCCACGACACCCCGAAGCCACCCGGGUACACCCGUUUCGUCUGCAUCUCGGACACCCACUCCCGCACGGACGCCAUCCAGAUGCCCUUCGGAGACGUCUUCAUCCACGCCGGAGACUUCACCGAGCUCGGCCUGCCCAGCGAGGUCAAGAAGUUCAACGACUGGCUCGGUACCCUGCCCUAUGAGAUCAAGAUCGUAAUCGCUGGGAACCACGAACUAACCUUUGACCAGGAGUUCAUGGCGGACUUGAUCAAGCAGGACUUCUACUACUUUCCCUCGGCAUCCAAGCUGAAGCCAGAGAACUAUGAGAAUGUCCAGUCCCUGCUGACCAACUGCAUCUACCUGCAGGACUCGGAGGUGACAGUCAGGGGCCUCCGAAUCUACGGCACCCCGUGGCAGCCCUGGUACUACGGCUGGGGCUUCAAUCUCCCGCGGGGCCAGGCCCUGCUGGACAAGUGGAACCAGAUCCCAGACAGCACUGACAUCCUGAUCACACACUGCCCCCCGCUGGGGUUCCUGGACUGGGUCCCGAGGAAGAUGCAGCGGGUCGGGUGCGUCGAGCUGCUCAACACGGUGCAGAGACGGGUACAGCCCAAACUGCAUGUGUUCGGACACAUCCACGAAGGCUACGGAAUGAUGACGGACGGCGCCACCACCUUCGUCAACGCCUCCGCCUGCACGGUCAACUUCCAGCCGAUGAACGCCCCCAUAGUGGUGGACCUGCCCACGUCCAGGAGCACAUGAGAGAGAGGGGGGGGCCCCCCGUGCCGGCGCCCUCCCCCCUGCUCGCAGGGCCCUGUGGGACAGUAGGUAGGCCGGGUGGGCGCGGUGGGGGAGCGGGCUGUAAAUAUGCUGCGUUCUGAAGGACUGCGUUUCCCAGCAGCCCCUGGGGCCCUGCUUCUUGUAGAAUGUGCGUGUGCAGGUUGUGUUGCGUGCAUUUCUUUCUUUUUAUUUCGACAUAAACAAUUGCACAACAGUCGCCUCCCUUGCGGACUCUGAGGUGAUGUGGAUCUGUGAUUUCACUCUUCCGUUGCACUUCAAUCGGCUGACAGUCUCUCGUAAGAGAGAGGAGGUUCUCUCCCAACCCUUCCCCCCCGGAUCCGGGCUUUUAAAAAGGGUGGCUCUGUAACGCGGGGGCUGGCUUUCCUCUUCGGUAUUUAUUCUGCUUAUGUAUUCUUUAUUUCAUGGAGGAGCCACAAGCGCUGUCUCCCCCGAGCCGGCCGCCGUGUGAAC